AUGUCUUCGUCAAUUCCCGUACAUUUGCCUCAACUCGAUCGUUAUUUGAUCGACGUCAUGAAAGAAUUCAAACGAAUGUGGGGACCGCCCAACUAUACGAAAGUGCUCAAUGAUCACGAUUCGGUUAGUUUGGGAGCAUAUACUGCUUUUAUUUCAAUCAAUUAUCAAUUUUUAUUCAGAUGCUCGUCAAAGUGAUAACUCAGAACAUAAAUGCCACGUUCGAAUGCAAUUUCGGCGCAGAUCAGAUAUUCGGGCGGUGGAAUACUUUGAAGGAGAUGUUCUACACGGAAUACGAUCGGAACGGACGCUCCAUUCGCAACUAUCACGGCCCGUUCGUUCCGUUCUUCAAUUUGAUGACGUGGCUCGUCGUGGACACCUGA
This is a messenger RNA of Caenorhabditis sp. 36 PRJEB53466, 380 nucleotides long. The record is from the annotation of a GenBank genome assembly. Lineage: Eukaryota; Metazoa; Nematoda; Chromadorea; Rhabditida; Rhabditidae.